Lates calcarifer (barramundi perch) is the source of this 3650-nucleotide messenger RNA. It is a transcript of the gene znf704, whose product is annotated as zinc finger protein 704. Gene Ontology annotation, molecular function: RNA polymerase II cis-regulatory region sequence-specific DNA binding; DNA-binding transcription factor activity. Lineage: Eukaryota; Metazoa; Chordata; Actinopteri; Centropomidae. The record is from RefSeq and is a predicted model, not a curated record. Gene Ontology annotation, biological process: regulation of transcription by RNA polymerase II. Gene Ontology annotation, cellular component: nucleus.
GCAGAUGCAUGAUGUGCACGGCUGAUGUUGGAGCAUGUUCACCCAAUUGCAUUUAGUAGAUAAAAACCCACAUGUUAAGUAGGCUAAUGAAAAACCCAUUAGAAAUUAAAUAACCUGUUGUGUUUACAUUCACAAAAACAGACCAGUGCAGUCCAUCGCUUUCAUUUUAGAACCAGACUAAAGUAAUUUAGAAGUCCCAUGGCACCUGAAAAGUAGGCUACAUGCCUGUAACAACUAGGUUAUAGCAUAAAGCCUGUCUGUCUGGUAGAAGUUUUCCUUUCGGUAGCCUAAAUUCCCCUCUUUUUCCUUUCUUCCCUUCUGCCAUACCCCCUCCCUUCUCGUUUCCUCUCCAUCCUUGCGUCAUUGUUUUGAAUGGAGCAUCCUCCCGGCUUACAUUACCUUCAGUCGGAGGAGAAGGGGGAGAGGUGGGGGGCUUGUGGAGGCGUGUGCUUCACCGACCAAUUGCAGCCCGCCUAGGCCGCCGGACCGCACAUGUUUACAGGCAGCAUUCCGCCGGUAGAGGCUCAGCUAGGUGGGAGCAACGCCCGGACUGGAUAUCGCAGUAGCCGGAGCUGGAGUCACCUAACGGUCUUAUUUUUAACCGUUUCCAACGUCUGCGGUGGGAUGGCGAUGUAUAGGGUCAAGUGAAGUGAAAUUAUUCGACGUAUUUGCUCUCAUUCUUCGGUGUUCGAGUCGUUUUCUCUCGAAUAAGCCGCAAUUUUGUUUAAUCGUGUACAAAUGUCAUUUCGGUUCCCGAACGUGGCGGUUAGUCCGUGUUUUCCCGCCGUCUCCUGAGCUCGCAGGGAGCAGUGGGGAAAACAAACAGGUCGAACGGAGGAAGAUAGGUAGCCGGUUGGAUGUGGAGGUUGUUUAGCGGCGAAUGAAUCGUUUUCUCGUUGCACGCUUUUGUCGGUUGUUAAUUCAGAGUCCUCCAUCGGUUUUCGGUGCUUUUGAACGCGGUGCAUUUAGGACGCUGUUUGGAGUUUUCGCCUUCCGAGUAUGUUGCCGCUUUCUAACAUUUUGUCAGGGCUGUUGGGGCGCGUAGUCUACCCUUUGCGGUUUUGUGUUUUUUUCGACGUUGUUUACCGGUUAUAAUUCGACGGUUAAUGGUUUAAAUUCGCCGGUUGGCCGCCUCUGAAUUCAGUGGGACACUUUUAGACAUGCAUACGAGGCGUUUGGUUAAGCGGUCGAUCCUCGGGAGCCGCGUUUAUGCGCCGAGUCCGACCGGGGACGGUGCCCCGGUGACAGGAGUGGUCCAGGCUGUCAAGCAGGAAAACAGAGACGUCUCGGCCGCAGGAGCCCGGCGCAGCGUCUACACCGUGCUCAUGCAAGACGGGAGCCUCAAGGAGUUCUCCGAGGAGGAGAUAGCCGCGGGCUUUAACCACACUGCAGCCAAAGGACCGCUCAAGUCCAGUCUGAAGCAGAGUUCCAGUAAUGGAGCUCCAGAGGGUCACAAGGUGGAGGGCGGCUCCCUCAGCCCAGAGGCCGUGGAGGAGCAGCGGUUGGUGGACGGCAAGCGUGUUGGCCGGGACCCUGACACUCGAUCAGUGUCCCUGCUAGAGCAGAAACGCAAAGUGGUCUCUUCCAGCAUUGAUGUCCCUCAAGCCAGACGAUCAGAGGAGGAAGUGGACAUGGACAAGGUGACGGCUGCCAUGGUACUGACCAGUCUCUCCACCAGUCCGCUGGUCAGGAGUCCACCUGUCAAAGUCAGCGAGGGUCUAAGUGGUUCGUGGAAGGACAAUGGUUCAACGGGACCCUUCACCCCAUCUAGCAACAGCUCUUCGGGGGGCUACUGGAGCUGGUCUGCCCCCAGCGACCAGUCCAACCCUUCCACACCUUCCCCACCACUCUCCGCCGACAGCUUCAAGCCCUUCCGGGUGCCCAGCCUGGGCGGCGUGGGGCCCGGCCCCGCGGGGCCGGAGGACCCCAGCCUGGACGAACAGGAUGGCAGCAGCCUGCUCUUUGAUGAGCCCAUCCCUCGCAAGCGCAAGAACUCAAUGAAGGUGAUGUUCAAGUGCCUGUGGAAGAACUGCGGCAAGGUGCUGAGUACUGCUGCUGGUAUCCAGAGACAUAUCCGCACCAUCCACCUGGGUCGUAGCUGUGACUCAGACUGCAGCGACGGCGAGGAGGACUUCUACUACACGGAGAUCAAGCUCAACACGGACUCGGUGGCUGACGGGCUCAGCAGCCUGUCCCCCGUGUCGCCCUCUGUCCUCUCUCCCCCUCCCCCUCCCCCCUCUCCCCUCCCUUCCCUCAACCAGCUGCCAGAGUCCCAGAGACCCCCGCAGCCCUCCAACACCAAGGAGCCUCACGCUGGCGGCACCACCCCACUCAGCCGCUCAGCGCCCAGUGCUCUCUACCUCAUUCACACGGACCAUGCCUACCAGGCCACGGCUCCAGUGUCCAUCCCGUCCAGCAGCAGUAACUCGGCCGGCUCAGCCUCCACCAGCUUCACUCCCACCAACAGCUCCAGCUUUAGCAUCUCCUGGCAGUCACCACCCGUCACUUUCACGGGGAACACAGUAUCUCCCAGUAAAAGCCAGGGGUUCGGUGAGCAGCGCUCCCAGACCAUCGCCGUCCUCUCCUCCCCUCCUAGAGCCACCACUGCCCUCAGUCGGAAGGUGCGUGGCGAGGGAAAGAAGUGCCGCAAGGUGUACGGUAUGGAGAACCGCGACAUGUGGUGCACUGCCUGCCGCUGGAAGAAGGCCUGCCAGAGAUUCACCGACUGAGCAUACCCACCCCCCUACCCCUGUCCCAGCUCAACGCCAACAGGCGCCGCUGCCUUUUGCCAGAGAAAAGUUGGGGGGAGAGGCGUCAUUUUGCAUGCAUUUGGUUUUCUUCAGCUUGAAAUCUCAACUGUCCGUCAAGCUCCUGGCCCUGCCCCUCCUUUAACUCAGCUCCACCUAUCCCAUUCCAGCUGUGGACGCAAGGACGGCGGCGGGCACCUUUUUACAUCGCCGUCCAGGAUUCUGAGUACUGCCUUGCCAUUCCCGUCGUUCCCAGUUUUGGGAAAUCCCAGUGCAGCUAAACAGUGUAAAGAAAAAAAAAAUAGAUCUAAAGAUUUCUGCCGUUUUUUAUGUUGGGUUCAGUGUUGCAUCUUUCUAUGUUUUGUAAAGCUCUGGUUUUUAAAUGGAAAGUCUAGUCAAAGAAGGGGUCCAGAAAAAAAGGCCAAUAGCUUUUUUGUGUGUUUUGUCAAAAGAUUAAAAAAAAUCUUCACUUUUUUAUCCAAAAGAAGAAUGAGCUUCUUUGCUGCAGUUUUCGAAGAACGUUAUGAAUAAGCAUGGAGGUAAAAGCCGGCAGUUUUUGUUCUUCCUUCAACUUGUUCAUCUCUUGUUUUAUUUCUGGACUUUUUGAGGUGAUCUUUUAUCACCGACAUCACAGCCCCUCUCCCGGACUCUCACCCGCUCUUCCCUCCUGACAGCCCCCGAGGGAAUGUACGGCAGAGCCGAGGGAAGGGCAGGUUGACAGGUAGAAAAAGAAGGAGGAAGAGAGACACACAAGGUGAAUGAUCAAUGCAAAAAAAAAGAUACAAUUUACAGUCAGGGAAAGCAGCAGCAAAAGCAGAAAGCAGUGAUUUUCCACAUAAAACCAUGACAGCAUUCACUUACACACACAAACACACAAACACAGGUAUUUUCACACGAUCAUGA